AUGACGCGCCGUGACGCUCCCCGGGCCUGGCAGCCCAUAGGCUCCGCGUUACCGCCCUUUGGGCAGGAAGCGGGCCGCGGAGCCGGAAGUCGGGAGCCCUUAAGACCAGAAAUAGCGGCGGCGUUUAAAGCAGGGCCGACCCGGGGCCUUCGCAGUCGGCCUGCCGGCUUCCCUACUGAGACUCCGGACUCCUCGAAGGGAGUGGACACGGACCGCGAGGCAGCCGGCGCGGACAAAGCCUCCCAGCUGAAGGCCCCGGAAGCCCCGCCCCUAGAGCUUGCCGGAAGUCCCCCUGGAGGCGGGACGAACCCACAGGUCUCGCCCCCGGGGCGGGGCCAGCACGCCAUGGCCACGCCCCCGGGCACCCGUGCCGCGGCUCUGCGCUUCGGCGCGGCGGCCAGCUGGCUCGUGCUGCGUGGGCGCCGCGUGGAGCAGUUCCCCCGCGUCUUAGAGUUCCUGCAAUGUCUGCGCGAGGCUGCCCCGGGCCUGGUUCGCUACCGGCACCAUGCCCGCCUGUGCAUGGGCCUAAAGGCCAAGAUGGUGGUGGAGCUGAUCCUGCGGGACCGGCCGUGGCCGCAGGUUCUUAAUGCCCUGCAUCACCAUUUCCCGGAGUGCGGACCUGUGAUGCGGGACCCCAAAGCUACAAAGCAGGAUCUGAGGAAGAUGUCCGAGGCACAGCAGACCUUUUGCCAGCAGGUGAAACAGUUCGGAGAGGCCCCUGUGGAUUUGACUGGCAAGCUGCAGGAACUGGAACAGGAGUAUGGGGAACCCUUCCUAACUGCCAUGGAGAAGCUCCUUUUUGAGUACCUGUGUCAGCUUGAAAAAGCACUGCCGCCACUGCAGGCACAGCAGCUUCAGGACAUACUCAGUUGGCUGCAGCCUGGAGCUUCUAUAACAUCAUCUUCUGCCAUAAACCAAUAUGCAGUGGACAUGGGGUGGCCACGCCUAGAGUGCUCUAUUACUGAAUCCUGGGACAUGAUAGAGUCCAUGGAGCAGAGCCCUCCUCUCCAACGAAGACCAGAACUUGACAUGCCUAGCCCACAUUGUCCACAGGGCCCACUCUCAAGGAAGCAUGCAGAGCCACUGGCUGGCCACCACUUCAAUCUGGCCCCUCUAGGCCGAAGAAAAACUCAUUCACGAUGGGCUCCCAAAAAGGGAAGCCAGAAAGAGCGCCCGACAGUCAUGCUGCUCCCUUUUAGGAAUCUGGGCACAAGCCAUGUCUUAUCUAAACCGAAGAACUUGCAGGAAGAACUUGAGCAGCACAGGGAAGAACCAGCAGGCACUGGGAACAAGAGAACAGCCCCCACUGGAAAGUCUCAGAGUCCAUCCCAGACCCCUGCAGAAAAGGCCCCGAAGGAAAAACUAGUUGACCUCUUUACCUCUGAACAGAAAGAGAACUGCUUGGCUCAUCCCAUGGAUCAUCUGAGACACUCAGUAUCACCUCCAAGGCCCAAGAUAACAGCAUGUCCUCUAUCAGCAUGCAGCUCUUCCAUUACCAUAGGGGAUCUGGUUUUGGAUUCUGACGAGGAAGAUAAUAUCCAAGGAAAGGAGGCUCUAGAAAACUAUCAGAAGACAAAGUUUGACACCUUGAUCCCCACCUUCUAUGAAUAUCUCCCCCCACUUCCCAUGAUCCUAGACACCUGUGACAAGAUAGGAAUACCCCCUCUAUUUAGCCUGUCUCCUUUGUCCUUAAUUCUGCACAAUUUAGGGAGGAGAAUCAAGUUAACCUGACUGCAAUGCUUGGUAAUAAAACUUUGUUUAAAAUCUA
Molecule: messenger RNA, 1768 nt
Organism: Suncus etruscus (white-toothed pygmy shrew)
Lineage: Eukaryota; Metazoa; Chordata; Mammalia; Eulipotyphla; Soricidae
Gene: TINF2
Product: TERF1 interacting nuclear factor 2
Exons: 10
Coding region: 1-1731 (576 amino acids)
Biological process (GO): regulation of telomere maintenance via telomere lengthening; telomere capping
Cellular component (GO): shelterin complex
Molecular function (GO): telomeric repeat DNA binding
Source: RefSeq, a predicted model, not a curated record